This is a messenger RNA of Trichoderma citrinoviride, 706 nucleotides long. RefSeq lists its product as hypothetical. The record is from RefSeq and is a predicted model, not a curated record. The coding region runs from base 153 to 632 and encodes 159 amino acids. NCBI's taxonomy places the organism in Eukaryota, Fungi, Ascomycota, Sordariomycetes, Hypocreales, Hypocreaceae. The transcript is spliced from 2 exons.
ACAAACCACCUGCGUACAUACAUGUCCAAGAACAAUCCAUCUCAUUCUUAUUAGAAGCAAUUGCAAUCUGGCCUGGGGAUCAUCCAACAUGACUACCUACACCAUACUGCCGGUAUCGAUAGCGGAUUCGGCAGAAUGGAUGGCGAGAGCUCAUGAGGAGGAAGGAGCGGCCAUACCGCCUAGCUCCCACAGAAUUAUUCAGAUUUCAGGAAAAAAAAUUCCUCAUGCUGCAUUGCGGUGACUGUGCCAUUGCGAUGUCCAAGCAUUGUCGAAGAGCGCCCAUCAAUUGCGUCUUGUGUCCUGCCCGUGUCGCCCGUCGAGUCGGUCAUCAAUUGCCGACAGUUACCAGCAUCCCCCGUGUUUUUGCCCUCCGAAGUGCCGCUCUCGCAAGAGACGGUGCCUUUCUGGUGGUGGUUUCAGUCGCUCCCGCAAUGAUAUACCCCCCCAUUCUCCAAUCGAUACAAUGGCUCCCCCUUCAGUUCCAGCAAAGCGAAGCGCACCCGUCUUGGACACGUUCUCGUAGAGCCUCUCGCGACGCCAGCCACUGCUCAAAGGCGCUCAGGCCGUCUCUCCAAUCAGCCCAAGGUCGAUUACUCGCUGACGAAGGCAUCGGCCCGCUACGACGAGGAUGAUGACGACGAGCCUGAUCUCUACAGUGCGUCUCCCAAGGCGAAGAUUGCUCGAACGCCCGCUCCAUCAAUCAGUC